Messenger RNA from Gastrolobium bilobum, 1186 nucleotides. RefSeq lists its product as uncharacterized. The record is from RefSeq and is a predicted model, not a curated record. NCBI's taxonomy places the organism in Eukaryota, Viridiplantae, Streptophyta, Magnoliopsida, Fabales, Fabaceae. The coding region runs from base 51 to 995 and encodes 314 amino acids. The transcript has 10 exons.
UCAGUAAAUGGGAGGUGAUAAGAUAAUAGUAGAGCGUCAAUAGGACUCUUAUGACUGGGAACAGGAGUUGGUGGAGUCAUUCCAAAACGGUAGCGUUGAUCUGGCUCAUCUCUGCCUUCUGUUUCUUCACCUUGUUUCAAAUGGCCGUCCAUAAUUCAUCACACACCAUUUCAUCUACUUCUGAAGAUUCUCCAAAUUUAAACACGGAGAGAAGAUCCAAGCUAUAUGACAAGAUGGCAAGAGAUCUCGAUGAGCAUGGAGCUGCUUUCCUUAAACAUGGUGAAACCUCACAGUCAUUGUCUCUUUCAGAUAUCUUCACUCUGAAGGAUGGAUCUGUAACACCUGUACUAAAGCCUGCAAAUCCUCCCGUUCGAGCUAAUGUAUUGUAUUUGAGUACUGAAUUCUCUGUCCCCAUCGCGGAGGCUGUCAAAAAUAUUUUUAAUCCAUAUUUUGAUAAAGCAAUCUGGUUCCAGAACUCUAGUCUGUACCAUUUUAGCAUGUUUCAUGCCUCCCACCAUAUUGUACCUGUACCUGCCACCAAAGAAGAGAUAGAAGCUGAAGCAUCUUCCGUGGAAGCUGUUGUUGGGACCCUCUGCCCUUUGAAAAUUGUUUUGGAUAGGGUGGUUUUGACUUCAACUGGGGUGCUCCUGGGUUGCUGGCAGGUCAUCUCAGGGACAGAUCCCAUAACCAUUCGUGCUACGUUGAAGAAUGUACUUCCACGGGCACCUGAAAAACAACUUUAUGAUGCUGCAAUUCUUCAUACGUCAUUUGCAAGGCUUUUGGGUCCACCUCGAGCAUCGUCUUCGGAGCUGCUUAAAACGUCAGAUGAAGUCCCAUUUUUCCACGAGCUAGUUAAUCGACUUAACAGUCAGAUCCAUGGAUUCAAGGCAGUGGUGUCAGAACUCUGGUACGUGGAGGAAUAUGAUGUGCUUGCCCUUGCACUAAAUGGAAGAAUGAACGUUCGCAAAUUCAAACUUGGGUGCUCAAGAGAAUGAAGUUUAGACUUGCACAUUAAAUUCACUGAGGGGCAUGUAUCGUAUAUAGGAUAAGAUAAGAGCUAAUAAUAUAAUACAUGAUAGUGUAAGAGUUGGUAAGACUUGAUUAAAUUUUAAUAUUAUCUAGUAAUUGAUAUGAUAUUGUAUAAAAUAAUGUAUUGUAUAAAAUAAUACUAUCGAGUGUUUGGUAA